Messenger RNA from Rangifer tarandus platyrhynchus (Svalbard reindeer), 375 nucleotides. Lineage: Eukaryota; Metazoa; Chordata; Mammalia; Artiodactyla; Cervidae. The record is from the annotation of a GenBank genome assembly.
AUGACCUCAGCUGAUAAUGUGAGCAUAGGAGAAGGGAAGCGGGAGUGCUGUCCUCCACACAAAGGAAGCUGCCUUAGAGCCCAGAGAGGGGAAGGAGGAGCCGAUCUUAGGAGGGCAGCAGUACUGAAUGGGGCUGGAGCUGGGGAAGUAGCUGAUGUUGUCGGCCAUGUUGAAAACUCAGAACUCUUACAAAGAAUGAUCCAAAACUUAGAAAGAGAGCUAAAAGGGACCAUAGAUUCUUUUGAUGUCAGACUACAGCAUAAUUACCAAACCCACCCAAACAAUGACUUAAUUCUCUAUGAGACUGUACCUUUGUUUGAUUUUGCUCUUUACUGUUUCGGCCUGAUCUCUAUGAAGUUAUAUGUACAUUGGUAG